This is a messenger RNA of Athalia rosae (coleseed sawfly), 3791 nucleotides long. RefSeq names its product leucine-rich repeat-containing protein 24-like. The coding region runs from base 1399 to 3279 and encodes 626 amino acids. Lineage: Eukaryota; Metazoa; Arthropoda; Insecta; Hymenoptera; Athaliidae. Gene Ontology annotation, molecular function: protein binding. The transcript has 2 exons. The record is from RefSeq and is a predicted model, not a curated record.
AGGUAGGAAGAUUCGCUGGAAUUAGAAACGCAGAUAAGUGUUUUAAAAUAAAGUUAAAAAGGAUGACGGCAAAAGGUCGCUGUCGCGGCAGUCGGGCAGUCAGGCAACGUUAGCUGGCAGUUAGAGGCGAAGAGGGAGGACGGGGAAGAGGACAGAGAAGGGAGGAGAGAGGAGGAGAGAGAGAGAGAAAUAGGGUAUUUCAUUGAACGCCCCCGGAAUUCGUCGGUGGAGCCCUCUUAGCUGUGCGGCGGAAGGUGGCAACGCUGCGUCAUCCUCCCUCCACCCCCGGGAUAGGGAAAGCGGAUAGGGAAGAGGGGAAGGAGACCGAGAGAGGAACGAGAGAAGGAGGGGAGGAGGGGAGGAGGGGAGGCGAAGAGACAGGGAGUCCGCGGGACUCACUGCUGCUGCUGCCGCGUCGAAACGUACGGAGUGCUCUCGCCGACUCGGAAAAUAUCCUCGCAAUAUCGAUAAAUAUGAUAACAUUGCUCAGUUCUGCACCCGGCCUGGAUUAGGGUUGCAGUUUGUGGCUCGCCGUAGUUGAGAUUGUCAUCGCUUAUCGCUUACCGAUUCGGAGUACCGCGAGUUUGAAUCGUGUGCAGGCCGUGGUUGAGAUAUCGCGAUGUGCCGCUGCUCCUGCUCCGUUUUGACGAAGGGGGUUCAUCGUGCGAAAUAUUAGGGGACGUCGCGAUACCCUCGAUCGCACACACUCGAGUCGUCGUCGGUGCACCCCCAAAGCUACCGUAGCUCGAGGAUUUUCCGACUCCCCCCCAAAUGAAAAAAGGCUCUCGCGGGUUUUCGGUGCAUCGCUGCUGCACACGCGAUUAUAUUUCUAUAUAGGCGAUUCGCGAUUCGCUUUUUUGUGUACGCGAUUCGAAAGAAGGAAAAUCCGUUGGAAUUGAAAACGUGCGGGGUAAUAUCGCUGUAGCGUACUUUUUCAUCGUCGGAGCGACCGCUCUCCGGUGUGUAUAAAUUUCGAGGAAUUAAUAUUAAUCGAUAGCCGAUAGUCUAAAUCGGACGCGAAAGCUCGCAUCGGCCCUCGAAAAUUGUUCGACGAAGAAACCGUUGCCGUUGGUGUAUUUUCCGCGAGUACGAAAGGACCAGAGGACGAGAGACGCUGACGUGCUCCAGGAACGCCGCAACAAUGAGAGAUGUCAAAUUCAAGAAAGAGGAAAAACGAGGGACGAACGCAUCGCGGGGAAGGCGAAACGUAUCGCGUUAACAUUCGUCUUUAAAUGUUGAGCGAGGGAGAGGAACUCUAUGCGAUCCCCUUGGGCCAGUGCAGUUUCGUGAGACUCUUCGUCCACGAGGGUCAAAGUAUCCGCGGAUGGCCUGGAAUUGGAAGUCGGUGUGCCGGGAGAAGUAUUUGAUUUUUAACUCGGGUGAAGCCUAACGCGGGUUAUGUGCGUGACGCAUGCCCACCCUCUUCGGGGGCGGAUUCUCCUCGCUCUCUUUAUUCUGAUCGCGAGUUUUACGCUCCUGUCAUCGGCGGUAGCGUUUCCCGACUGGACGGACUGCCCGGCCGUUUGUCGCUGCAAGUGGACUUCCGGUAAAAAGUCAGCGCUUUGCCCCGACGCGGGGCUGACCACGCUCCCCGCUUCCCUGGACCCGGAUAUGCAGGUGCUGGACCUCUCCGGUAACAAAAUCCUUUCGCUUCACGCGGACAUGUUCAAUCGCGCGGGUCUCCUGAAUCUGCAACGCGUGUUCCUGAGGAACGCCGGUAUAUCGAAAAUCGACAAGGACGCCUUCAGGGAUCUCGGUAUCCUCGUGGAGGUCGACCUAUCGGAUAACCUCAUCGAGACCCUCCACCCCGAUACAUUUCUUGGCAACGAGAGACUGAGGAUAUUGAUCCUGAGCGGGAACAAGCUCGUAAAACUUACGGGACCCCAGUUCCCGGAUCUCCCGCAUCUCAGGAACCUCGAGCUGCAACGGUGCUCCCUGAACGAGAUUCACAACCAGGCGUUCGCACGAGUCACAGGACUCGAGACUCUCAGGCUCGAGGGUAAUCACCUCGAGUACGUCGAGGCAUUGACGUUCCUCCCGUUGAUUCACCUCAAGACGCUGAGUCUCGACGGGAACCCGUGGAGCUGCGACUGUCGCCUUCGGAAAAUGCGUUCGUGGAUCACCCCCAACCGCUUGUACUCGGCUCCCCAAAAAUGCGAGUCUCCGUCGCGCCUCGAGGGUCGUCGUUGGGAGGACGUGAAGCCCCAGGAGUUCGCCUGCGGACCGGAAGCUCUCGUCACGGCGAAUUCAUUCCAGGAAGAAAUGAGCGGUAACCUGAGCCUCGCGUGCAUGGUAACGGGAGACCCGGAGCCCGAGGUGUGGUGGCAAUUCAACGGCAGUCCUCUCAACGUGACUCGCGGUGACCAGGUAUUCGUCACCGAGGAGACUUACAACGGGUUCCGCAAGUGGAACAACGUGACGCUCUACAACGCCAGCGAUUCGGACGCAGGCGAAUACAGCUGCGUGGCGAGCAACGUCGCCGGGGUGGCGAAAGACGCGAUAAGUAUCGUAAUACCGAGGGUCUACACGGCCCCGACGUUAUCCCAAACGGACACCUGGUUGCUCUGGGUGAGUCUGGCCGGGGGCGGUGCGGCCGCUCUUUGCGCGUCGCUCCUCGCCGUACUGCUCGCGGUAUGUUUAUGCGGUUCUCGUCAGAAGAGUAAACGCAAAAAGGUCAAGCUACAGGGCAGCGCCAGUUUCGGGGACCAGGAGAAGAAGCUGCUGGAUUUGUCGCUCACCACCACCACGAACGAGAGAAUAAGCGGACGAGCCAGUCUGGAGGCGGUCAGUAGCCCGGGUGACCUCGAACUCGCCGAGAGAAGCUCUUCGCUCUGCGACCCACCGGUAAACGUGACGAUCGAGAGGCACUGCAGGGACAUCCACAGCCAGCUGCCUCAAGUCUUUCCGCCACCCCCGGAAUUCACCACCAGUAUCCUGCCCGCCGGGGUUUUUGGUAAUAUUUUCAUAUCCGUUUCGCUGGCUCAAGACGGGGAACGUCGUUACCCGGACCUCUUGGAUAUCCCGGUCCACGCGAGCAUCUCCGAUAAAUCGAGCGGCCCCCCUCCGCCGAUACCGACGACGUCGAUCCUCUCGGGAUUCGCGACUCUGCCGCGAAGACCUCUCCGCGUGUCAGACCUCAGCUCACCCUACGACAAUAUGGGGCCCAGAGUAACGGCGACCGGAAGCUCAACUUUUUCCCUAACGGACCCCGAUCUCCGAUUAUCUCCGCCCCCACCUUCCCUGCUCAUUCAGCCACCUAUCGAAUUUGUUUCUCUGUAACAAAACUCAAGUGUAAAGUGUGCGACGUGUGUAGAAAAAGUGGGGUGUGUAUAUGCGUCUACGUUAUAUUAUAUCCGUUUCGUAUGAUAUACGUAAGCGCGAUGUGUAUACAAUUUAAUCGGCUGUCCUAAUAUUUGUUAGUUUAAAGAAAAGUAGGAGGAUGAGUAAGAGAUUGGAGUAAAAAUAAAAAAAGAGAGCAUAUAUAUUAUAGCGGGAGAAGAACGUCUCAUUGUAAAUAUUUCAUAAUUUCUCGAUUAAACAAAAAUGAAACAAAACCAAAACCAAAAAUAUGAAUAAGAGUAAAAGCAAAAAAAUACAAGAAAAAAACCCAAAAAAAAAACAAAAAAAAACCAAAAUUAAAUUUAAUAAGCAACUAAUAAUUAGUAAAAUAGAGUAUAUGAAUAUAUAUAUUAUAUAUAUAUUAUAUAAUACGAUUGGAGAAAUUAUCUUUCAUUCAUUUGAACAAUGUAUCACUAGUUUGUUAAACAUAAAUAAUAUAUAUUAUAUGUAAA